AUGAUGGACUCUCGAUCGUUAGUUGACUCCAUUUAUUUUGUGGAUUCCACUCACCCAUCUCAACAAGAAAACAAAUUUAUUGGUUUCAUUCCAGAUCAAAGGAUUGCAAUAGUUCCAGAGUUUACCUUAGAGUGUGGAGAAGUUUUAUACGAUGUACCUGUGGCUUUCAAAACAUGGGGAGCAUUGAAUAAAGACAGGAACAAUUGCCUUCUUCUCUGUCAUGCUCUCAGUGGCUCUGCUGACGCAGCAGAUUGGUGGGGUCCUAUGCUUGGCCCAGGCCGUGCUUUUGACCCUACCCACUUCUUCAUCGUCUGUCUCAAUUCUCUAGGAAGUCCUUACGGAAGUGCUUCUCCAGUCACCUGGAAUUCUGAAACCAAGUCAAUUUAUGGCCCCGAAUUUCCUUUGACAACCGUCCGCGAUGACGUUGCUCUCCAUAAGCUGGUAUUGCAGCGUCUUGGCAUUGAGCAAGUUGCCAUGGCGGUUGGUGGGUCUAUGGGGGGUAUGCUAGUUUUGGAAUGGGCCUUUGAUACCAACUAUGUUCGCUCUAUUGUUCCUAUUUCAACGUCAUUGAGACAUUCAGCUUGGUGUAUUAGCUGGUCAGAAGCUCAACGCCAAAGUAUUUAUUCUGAUCCGAAAUUUAAUGACGGAUUUUAUGAUUUGGAUGACCAGCCAUUGAGUGGCCUAGGUGCUGCGCGUAUGUCUGCGUUGCUAACCUAUCGUUCAAAGUGUUCGUUUGAACGUCGUUUCGCUCGUAAGUUACCAGACUGUAAUCGUCAUCCUUAUCCUGAUCGUGUCCCUACUCCGAUGACUCCUGGAGAUGCUAACUGGGUUGUUCACAACGAGGGUAAUUGUAAUCGUCGUGAGCGUCCAUCUAAAUCUGGGGGAUCUUCCCCUGAAUCAUUGAAUAACGGAGUUUAUAAGGUGCCUUCUACUCCAUCGUUGUCUCAGAGUACAGAAAGUGUUUCAGGUACGCAAAGUCCUUCAUUGCGUCGUCCCGCGAACACCUACUUUUCUGCUCAAUCUUACCUGCGGUAUCAAGCAAAGAAGUUUGUGGGUAGAUUCGAUGCCAAUUGCUAUAUUGCGAUUACAAAGAAGCUUGAUACUCAUGACGUUAGUCGGGACCGUGGAUCAGAAGAUCCCAUGGAAGUUAUGAAACACCUUACGUUACCCGUUUUGGUGUUGGGAAUUGAAAGCGAUGGACUGUUCACUUAUGAUGAACAAGUAGAGAUUGCUUCCUGUUUUCCGAAUGGCAGUUUAGAAACAAUCAUUUCAGCCGAGGGCCACGAUGGUUUUUUACUUGAGUUUACACAAGUCAACUCUUAUAUUCAAAAGUUUCAAGCAGAACAUCUCGCUGACAUUAUGUCACAGAAAAACGCUUCAGCUGAGUUGGAAAUGGAGUCUCUUAAUGCCCAACGCGAAAGUGUUUUUGGUGAAAUGGAAGAUAUUACUUCCUGGUAA
Schizosaccharomyces osmophilus is the source of this 1458-nucleotide messenger RNA. RefSeq names its product homoserine O-acetyltransferase Met6 (gene met6). The transcript has a single exon. Gene Ontology annotation, biological process: L-homoserine metabolic process. Gene Ontology annotation, molecular function: homoserine O-acetyltransferase activity. Lineage: Eukaryota; Fungi; Ascomycota; Schizosaccharomycetes; Schizosaccharomycetales; Schizosaccharomycetaceae. The coding region runs from base 1 to 1458 and encodes 485 amino acids. The record is from RefSeq and is a predicted model, not a curated record.